AUGGACGAACUUCUCAAUAUUCCAGCAGCAGUGAAUUUUGAUGAGUCUAUAGCUCAUUAUGAAAUUCAUGCUCAUAAACCGUAUGCUUCUUCAUCUUUUAACAAUAGUGAUGAAAUUCGAAUCGCAGUACAACAUCAAGACUUGUGCAUUUUACCUAGUAAAAGUUCAUUACAUAUUUUUGGCAGAUUAGCUAAAAAUGAUGAAAAUACUCUUACGGAAAACGUGCAUUUAAGUAAUAAUGCUGUAUGUUUUUUGUUUGAUGAAAUUCGCUAUGAACUAAAUGGAAUUGAAAUAGAUCGAUGCAAAAACGUUGGACAUACUACAAUUAUGAAAAAGUAUGUCUCGCAAACUCCUACACAGUUAAAUUUUAUUGAAAAUGCUGGGUAUUCAAGAAUGGCAGCUGAUGCAAGACUUGUAUUGGAAAAUGGCUAUUUUGAUGUCACAAUACCACUCAGCAUGAUUUUUGGUUUUGCCGAAGAUUAUAAAAAAAUCGUUAUGAACGCUAAACAUGAACUUAUUUUAACCAGAGCACGUUCUGACGUGAAUGCCGUAAUUCAAACAGGACAAGGAGAUGUACAAGGUUUUAAAAAACCCAAUAACGAAUUUGUUUUCAAAGAGUUGGCGAUACUUCCUCUACAGUUAGAUGCUCAACCACUCGUCUUCCUGUUUGAACCUCCUUGUGCUUGA
Molecule: messenger RNA, 687 nt
Organism: Leptopilina heterotoma
Lineage: Eukaryota; Metazoa; Arthropoda; Insecta; Hymenoptera; Figitidae
Exons: 2
Coding region: 1-687 (228 amino acids)
Source: RefSeq, a predicted model, not a curated record